Molecule: messenger RNA, 2158 nt
Organism: Sycon ciliatum
Lineage: Eukaryota; Metazoa; Porifera; Calcarea; Leucosolenida; Sycettidae
Product: microtubule-associated protein 9-like
Exons: 2
Coding region: 114-1646 (510 amino acids)
Biological process (GO): mitotic cytokinesis; mitotic spindle assembly; regulation of mitotic cytokinesis
Cellular component (GO): astral microtubule
Molecular function (GO): microtubule binding
Source: RefSeq, a predicted model, not a curated record
AGUAAGUAAGUAGUGUGUUAGCUCUGUCAUUGUAUUUUUAGAAAACAUAUUCCGACCACCAUUCAAACAAACUGUAUACGAAACGUUUACUGCAGUUGUUUGUGGUCAAUACAAUGGCUAGCGUCAACUAUGCUCCAGGUCGAGGCUUGAGCGUGAGACCUGCCACUACAAUGAGUUCGCUAGAAGCAGCCCGAGGAAGUCGGGGAAAUCCGCGCAAGAUCGGAGGCACUGCGGCGUUAGCAGCAGCAACCCGCUUCUCUGGCGAAGACCAGGCCCCGCCAACCAAUACGACGGUGAGCUCUGACUAUGCCAGCUAUGGGAAACCCUGGUUGAAGGCUGCUGCUGUACCAUCGCAUGGACCCUACUCCAAUCCCCUAGUUCCGGGUACAAAUUCCAUCGCACAGUAUCCCAAAUAUACGCAGGGAAGGGAGCCGAAAGAGGCCACGUCCAGCUCCAACUUCUUCCGCUCUCCCGCAGACUCUCGGACAAGUGCUGCUGCUGCUGUAGCUACCUCCACGUGCAGUCUACCUGCGACCAGCGGCGGCUAUGAUCCAGAAGUGUAUGUCCGUGGCAUUGGCCAGGCGCCCGGUGUAGCGCGCCCCGGUCCAGUGGUUCGAGCACAGCAACCGUCUCAAGUGCACACUGCUAGUAAUACCGGCAAAGCACGAGGUGCACCGCGUAACCGCACCGACAGCACAGUAACUCAGGAUCAAGGCAAUCACCGCAACGACGGCGGCAGCGGUAGCACUCUUACCUCCGAUCAUGUCCGGGAUGCCGUCUUCAACAAGUGGCUGGAGAGCAAAGGCGCAGCAAAGACAAAGGCGCUGGCAGGUCAUGGUACGGGCACAUCAAAACACAGUCACGCUGGCAAAGGGUUGUCGAAAGGCAAGAAAUCGACCGGGAAAGUCGCUCAGCGUGUUUUAACCCCCGAACAGCUAUUCCAGGACUCCAACCAUGUACGCCAGGCAGCUUACGAGGAAUGGAUGGCCAAGAAGCUCGGAGAGAGCAGAGAAAAGAAGCAUGCAGAGAACGAGGCAAAGAGUCAGCUGUCUGCAUCCGCUGAGCUAGAAAAGAAGCAGAAAGAGGUAGACGCACAACAGGCAUUUGAGGCCUGGAAGGCCCAGAAACAGGAGAGGCAAGCGCAGAAGAAUGAGAAAGCAAAGAAAGCAGAGCGUGAGGAGAAGGAGCAGAAAGAAAGAGACGCCCGGGAAAAGCAGGACAAUGCCGAGAGUGCAUUCCGGGCGUGGAAAGCACCUAAAGACGAUAAGCUGAAGGACAGUGUGCUGCAAAAGCGCCAGAAGGAGAAGGAACUGGCUGAAAGGACGCGAGAGGAGCAAGAUGACAAGCUGAAAUCUUCUCAGAGUGCGUUUGAUGGAUGGAAAUCAAAAAAAGACGCAAGACAGCAAGAGGAGACCAAGCGACAACGACAACUGGAGGCUGAGACUAGGCGACACUACGAUCACAUGACCAGGCUGAAGGAGGAGGAAACGGCGCGGGCACUCAGGGUUUGGGCCGAACGCAAGGAUGCACCGGCAUCGCGACACCAGCCUCGCACCCCAUCACCAGUCAUAGAAGCACGCAUGAUAUGGAGUCCUCCGGGCAUUGGUGAUGGCGGUGUGUUGCGGCGCAGCAUGAGUCCAUCCUGAGCCAACCGAAUGCAAUUGCACGACGUGCGUGCUGGAACACGAUGCCGGAACUUCUCAACGGCUCUGUGCUGUUCUGAAGCAAGAUUAUGGGGUUCUGCACGACAAUACAGUCAAGUUAUGACUUGAUACACCUGGAGCAAAGGCAGUGGGUCUUGACCAAUCAGUCUACUUGUAAUAACAGUACUUCUACAGACUACAGUACAUGUACUUGACCAGUAUGAACGCCUUGCUUGAUUGGUAACAUGUUUAGUUAUUAUAUAGAAGAUUGCAGCAGGUAACAAGGCGUACAAAUCAAGGAGUUUCAUACCUCCCCCCCCCCCCCCCCCUGGAAUACAGCGGGUCCGAACCGGGGCUUUACCCCAUACAGUUCACAUGGUCGCAAGACCUGGACUCUACCAACAGGUUUAGUGGUCGUGUAGUCAGGAACACUGUAAGUCUGUUCUCAACACAGUGCAUCCUCCACCUUGUUACCUGCUGUUAUCCUCUGAACAUGUACAUGGACAGUUACUGCA